UGCAGUUAUGUUGUGAGAAUGUUAGUAAGGUUAGAGGGAGAAUCAGGACUGGUGAAUGUGUGGUGCGAUAUACUCAAACUUAAAUGUCGAGAAUAAGACUCGAUACUAAGCGAAGGUUUCCCCAUGCCUUCUAACAUGGAGUACAUAUUACGGAUUCUGUUGAUGAUCGGAAUCGUCCGUUUGUGCAAAGGAUCCCCACAACUGUUAUUCGCUAACAGAAAGGAUGUGAGGAUUAUCGACUCCGAAAAUGCAAAGGGGAACUCGACCGUGGUCGUUGCAAACUUGGAAGAUGCAUCGGCUGUAGAUUUCAUUUUCAGUGAAGGAGCUAUAUUCUGGACGGAUGUCAGCCUUGAAGUCAUUAAAAGGACUAACCUGAAUGAUCCUCAGAACAGUAUUAAUGUGAUAGCAACAGGUUUAGUGUCGCCAGACGGGCUGGCUUGUGAUUGGCUGGGAAUGAAACUCUACUGGACAGACUCGGAAACCAAUCGGAUAGAAGUCAGUAAUUUGGAUGGGACAUAUAGAAAGGUUUUAUUCUGGGAAGGAUUGGACCAGCCGCGGGCAAUUGCAUUAGAUCCAGCCAAUGGGUACAUGUACUGGACGGACUGGGGCGAGAAUCCAAAGAUUGAGCGUGCAGGAAUGGAUGGAAGCAAGUGGAGUAGAACAGAAAUAAUAAAAGAUAAUAUUUUCUGGCCAAAUGGUCUGACCCUUGACUACGAUGAUUCUAAAAUAUACUGGGCAGACGCCAAAUUAAGCUUUAUUCACCGCUGUGAUUUUGACGGAUCUAAUCGUCAGGAGGUGAUUGCUGGCGAACUCCCUCACCCUUUCGCAUUGACUCUGUACGAGAAAACGCUAUACUGGACGGAUUGGCAGACAAGAUCAAUACACAAAUGCAACAAGCUCACUGGUCAGCAACAAUGGACUGUUCACGAAGAAAUAUACUCUCCAAUGGACAUUCAUGUCUACACUGCCAAGAGGCAACCCAAGGAUUUGAGAAAAACCCGAGGGAUGAAUCCUUGUGGUAACAACAAUGGCGGAUGUUCUCAUCUCUGCCUCAUGUCACCGAAGGAACCAUUUUAUGCCUGUGCUUGUCUGACUGGUGUCAAACUGCUGGCAAACAACAAGACGUGUGCUGAUGGGCCCCAGAAGAAUUUGUUUUUAGCUCGAAGAACAGACCUCCGAAGAAUCUCCUUGGAUACGCCAGACUACACUGAUGUCGUCCUCCCCCUGGACAACAUUCGCCAUGCCAUUGCCAUCGACUACGACCCCGUGGAGGGAUAUGUGUACUGGACAGAUGAUGAAGUGCAGUCCAUUCGCAGAGCACAGUUGGAUGGGACAAGUCAAGAAGUGUUGAUCAACACGGAAGUGGACCAUCCUGACGGGAUAGCUAUAGAUUGGAUUGGACGGAAUUUGUACUGGACAGAUACAGGCACGGACAGAAUCGAAGUGGCUCGUCUAAACGGCACUUACCGAAAAGUGCUCAUCUCCGACAAACUGGACGAACCUCGGGCCAUAUGCUUGGAUCCUGUCGCAGGGCACAUGUAUUGGACGGACUGGGGAAAGCACCCAAAGAUCGAGCGUGCCAACCUUGACGGGACAGAUCGCGUGGUCCUUAUCAACACAACGCUAGGCUGGCCCAAUGGUCUUGCCCUGGAUUUCCAGACACACCGCAUGUACUGGGGCGAUGCCAAGACGGACAUGAUCGAGAUGGCCACCUUUGAGGGCGAGAACAGAACCGUGCUGGUUCGAGACAGUUUGCCUCACAUCUUUGGAUUUAGUCUUCUAGAUGACUAUGUAUACUGGACAGACUGGCAGCACCGCUCCAUUGAAAGGGUUAACAAAUACACAGGGGAUGAUAGAGUGACCAUCAUCGAGCAGCUGCCAGAUCUUAUGGGGUUAAAGGCUGUCAACGUGAAGAAGGCUGAAGGUACCAACCCAUGCGCUGACAACAACGGCGGCUGUAGUCACCUGUGUCUGCACCGUCCAGGUGGACCUGUCUGUGCCUGUCCCAUGGGCCUGGAACUGGUCAGCACUGGCAAGAUCUGCAUUGUUCCUGAAGCCUUCCUGCUGUACUCGAAGAGUUCCGAUAUCAUACGUAUCUCCCUGGAAACUAACCGCAACAACCAACCAAUCCCACUUCAGGGAGUAAAGAAGGCUCUGGCCAUCGACUUUGAUAUCAACGACAACCGGAUCUACUGGACAGAUGGUUCUCUCAAGAGCAUCAGUCGAGCUUUUAUGAACGGCAGUGCAUUGGAGCACAUCAUCGAGUUUGGGCUGAGCUACCCAGAAGGCAUGGCUGUGGACUGGGUGGCCCACAACAUCUACUGGGCAGACACAGGCAAGAACCGCAUUGAGAUGGCGAGACUAGAUGGCUCAUCAAGGAAGGUGCUCAUCUGGCGGGAUUUGAACAGUCCACGAGCUCUUGCACUGGAUCCUCCAAAUGGGUACAUGUACCUGACGGUGUGGGGCGAACAUCCACACCUUGAGCGGGCUUCUCUGGAUGGCAGCAGGAGGAACGUCCUCAUCUCCAAGCUGGGUCGUGUCCAGGACCUCACCAUCGACUACGGCGAGCGUCGUCUCUACUGGGCCAACUUGGACAACAAGGCCAUCGAGUCCUCUGAUAUGAUGGGCAAGAAUCGUCGCACUGUUGUGCAAGAACAGCUUCCGCACCCAAUGGGACUGACACAGUAUCAGGACUUCGUCUACUGGACAGACGUGAAGCGCCAGACCAUUGAACGGGCCAACAAGUCGAGUGGAGACAAUCGCACGAAGAUCCAACAGGGGGUGGAGUUUGUCAUGGACAUCCUGGUCUUUCAUGCCUCAAGGCAAUCUGGCUGGAACCAGUGUGGUGUGAAUAAUGGUGCAUGCUCACAUCUGUGCCUGUCCCACCCCAAGACCGACAAGACUAGCAACAACACCUACUACUGUUCCUGCCCCACACACUACACCCUCAACAUCGACAACAAGACAUGCUCAGCUCCAGAGGACUACCUGCUAUUGGCCCAGCGCAAUGCUAUCAGUCGUCUAGCAAUGGACAAGAAGGAGUCGGAGACUGUGGACAACCCAGAGGUCGUUCUACCAAUACAUGGACUGCGCAAUAUCAAGGCUCUGCGUUUCGACCCGGUCGAUGACUUCAUAUACUGGAUUGAUGGACGCCAAAAGAACAUCAAGCGAGCCCACGAUAAUGGAACUAAGCUGGAAGUAGUGGUGCCGAACCAAAACAACAAACAGUUCAUCCCGUUUGACCUUGCCAUUGACCCAUACUCUCGAACCAUCUACUGGACAUGUAACAAUGUCAUCAAUGUCACGAGACUCAACAUGAAGCCAGUCGGAGUGAUCGUGUCGGCCAACAAUAUCAAACCCAGGUCCAUCGUUCUACACCCAGAGAGAGGGUACAUGUACUGGACAAACAUGGUGAGCCAAGCCCGCAUUGAGAAGGCCGCCAUGGAUGGCACAGAACGAAUAACUCUCUUCAAACUGGCUCUGGGACAUCCAGGAUCUCUAGCGAUUGAUAAGAAGUCCCGCAAACUCUUCUGGGCUGAUCACGAUCUUAAGCGAAUUGAAUGUUCCGAUUUGGAAGGUGGAAACAGGAAAAUUCUGUUGGAUGGUCUGACGGGAUCUCUUAGAGGUUUGGCAGCAUUUGGUGACUUCUUGUAUUGGCUUGAUAAAGAUAAUAACGUCAUUGAGAGGAUAAACAAGAAGAAUGGAGAAAACAGACUGUGGAUCCGAGGUAGGAUAACAGACCUGAGAGAUUUGAUUGCCGUGGAACAUAAUCUCGAAAUAAACAAUCAUCCAUGCUCUACAAACAAUGGUGGAUGUUCCGACAUCUGCUUCUCUCAAGAUACUGAGACAGUCAGGUGUUCCUGUCCCCUGAAUUUGGAGUUGAAGAGUGACGCCAAGACAUGUGCAGACCCCCCGACUUGUCAGCCGGACUACUUCACAUGCAAGAGUGGCGAUAUCCGAUGUAUUCCCAAUGUGUGGCGCUGCGACAACCUGGGGGAGUGUGAGGACCAAUCAGACGAGGAGGAUUGCCCGAGGUGUCGGUCGAACCAGUUCCAGUGUACAGACGGCCAAUGUAUUUCACAUGAGUUUGUGUGUGAUGGUCAGAAGAAAUGUGUGGAUGGAUCAGACGAGGAACAGUGUUGUGGGAAAGACGAAUUCAAGUGUCGAAAUCAUAAGUGUGUACAUAAAAAUAAGUUGUGUGAUGGCCAUAAUGACUGUACAGACGGGUCUGAUGAGAUCACUUGUACCCAGGGUUCAAGGUCGCCACCUCCGACUGCCACUCAUUAUGCAAUCGCUAUCGUCGUUGGAAUUGUGUUUCUGAUCUUGGUCGUAGCACUUGUGUUUAUUUGCCGGAGGAAAACUAACCAUUAUCCGUUAGACGACGGGGACAUUAUGAUGGUUAAGAAACCACUGAACCCACACUCAGAGGGUCAGUGCACCCCACCACAUACACUAUCAUCACGGGGAAAGUCAGUGGCCACGGGUCUGUCUUUGGACUCGGGUAGUGGCCCGCCGUUAUAUGAUCGCAAUCACGUGACUGGAGCUUCGUCAAGCAGUUCCACUGUCACGCAGUAUCCAAAAGAGACUCUGAACCCCCCUCCGAGUCCUGUGACAGACAGGUCAUACGCAGGGGAGUACUACUAUUCCUCUAACAGUUUAUCAACUGUGCGUUCAAACAGGCCCUACAAGUCCCAGAAAAUGCGGCAAUAUCGCAAUCACAUUCCACCUCCCCCUACCACGCCGUGUAGCACGGACGUUUGUGAGGACAGUGAACCUUACGUAAAAAAAUAUUAUUUCAACAAUUCAGUUGUGGAACUUAUGAGUUACGACUCAGACCCGUACUGCCCACCCCCGACUCCUCGAAGUCAGUAUUUUUCGGACGAAAUGAGUUGUCCCCCUUCACCAUCAACUGAAAGAAGCUACUUUAAUCCCUACCCACCUCCCCCAUCCCCUGUGGGGAAUUCCGACUGCUGAUAAACUCAACCCGUGCAAGUACCGACACAAUCCUGUGGAAAUGACACAAAAUGUGUAAAAGUGGGAGUGAUGAAGAAAUGAAUCGUGAAUGAGUGAGAUGCUGGAGACAAGAAGUGAUACAAGAAUUAAUUAUCCUUUAUCAAUUCCGACUCUUGCAUUUUGUUUAUGUGCAAGGUUAAGAAAGUGAUAAGCAAAGAAUUCUGUCUGCUUUGAAGGUCAGAUGCCACAUAAAUGCCAAAAAAUAUUGAAAAAUUUAUGUUAUAGCAAACCUGUGAGUGUUUAAAGAUGUUAAAAGGUACAAUCAGGUCUCAGUAUACCCCAAGACUUUACUGAAGUCAUUCUCUCCCGUUUGUUAUUUAAAUAAUGAAUAUUUAUAGAGGGAGUCAACCACAUUGUCAAAUGGAUGUUCAGAAUGCCAUUGGUGUGUUUGUCAUUUUACACAGAAUUUUGUCGAUUCUUGUAUACGUUUUUCUGGUGCUGUACUCAUAUGAUCAAAGAUGGCGAAACCAAAAACUGAUUUUUCACUGGUGAGUGGAGAGAGGUCAUACUUCGUGGGACUAGAUCCCAACUGGGCCAAAGAUCAAAAUGUUACUGGACUCUCUUAGUUUGUGGACUAUGUAAAGUGCUCAAUAUGUAUAUAAAAUGUUCUGUUAUUCAUCCAGAGGUUGUAUAUAAUACAAGGGAGCAAGGUAUCUUGAUGCUAUUUCCAGGGAGGAUCAGUUGGCUAAAAAUGGCACCUAUUUUAGUGAUGUGUAUUCUCACAUCUAUUCAAGGGCAAUUUUUCAUCGGACCAUUUCUUGGUUUAUAUUGCCCUUUAGAUUAUUUGACAGUUACUCAUCUCAGGAAUCAACCCUUCACGUUCUCUGGGUGGUACACUUCUCAUCGGAAUUUUGGCACAAAUGUUGUCAGAAAUGGUAGCGGUCUAGACAAAAAUAAUGGCAUAUGGUAUAAUCAGGUUGUGUGAAUAGUUGUGAUUUAUACUCUUUGUUUUCGUACUUAGUCCUUGGAAAUAAUAUCAAGAAAAAGCAUUGCUCCUUUGACAUGAAGACACUAGUCACAUUACUUGCUCAGGUAUUGUAGCAAGAGUAACCUCCCUUUAUUACUGUUGUCUCACCUUGAGAUGACCUUCACCUCAUUGCCCUUGUAUUUAACCUCUAUCCUCAGCCACUUGAAAAUAUUUCAGCCGGUUCUUUUUAAAUUAUGGUUCAAAUGUUCCGAAAGAAGUCUUUUCAGAAUUGAAGACCUUUUUGAUGGAAAAUUCAAAAUUAUUUUUGCCAGUACAAAAUUGGAAUUAAAGGGAGUCCUCAUCAGAUGUGUGUCAUAAGUCAGUCAAACUUUCGCAUUUUGUUGCUAGUCAUUCUUUUUGUUUUUGUCAGAAAGAAACACAUUAGUAGUGACUCUGAAUAAAACUUGUCACCUCUAUGUGAAUGUAAACUGUCUGUCUGAAGCAUGGGCACAGCUUGUACUGCUUCUAUUUUUUCAUUGUGAUUUGCAGACACAAACAUUGACAGGUUUGGUUAUGUCCGAAAUAUUUCUUUUUAUUCAACUUUGAUGAGAUUUUAGCAUGAUUACAAUUAGCAGUUGAAUUUGUAUGUACGAUAAGCAGUUUUUACCUGGACAUUUUAACUUGAUUUUUUUGCAUCACAAUUACGAUAAAAAAAAAUAGUUGUUUCAUGCUGAACACUAUACCAAUUCAGGACCCUCACACAGGCCUUUAGCUUCCUGAUUGACUUCUUGUAUGCAUUACAUAUUGACUGUAAAUAAGUGACUGAGGACAGAGGAAUGGCGUUGAAAGGGGGAUGUUUUCGAUGGCAGGGAUAAGCAAUAGAUUUGUUUGCAGGCAUAGGCAUGUCAUUGAUGUAGAGUUAUCUCCCUUGGUUUCUGCUAUUUAGCAUUGUUAUGCUGUAUACCAAAUCCUGAUUAAGAUGUUAAGGUUGCCUUUUGUAUUUUAUAAGUAUUAUGAUAAUCAAAUAUUAUUUCUUUCACAGAACUAUUACGAUUAAUACAAAUGUCAUGAUGAAGCUUAUUAUGCUCUGUUUUUGUAGCAAUGAUUUUCAGUUGACUUCAUAACAAUUAAUUCAAAGGGAGAUAACUCUAAAAUGAGACCAUAGGGAUAUUUAUACAUUGUACAAAUUCAUUUGUAAAUAUACAUUAUGUGUGUGAACUGAUUGUAAAGGAAGUGUACAAAAUAUGUAGAAAUCUUAGCCAGAGAGGGUGCAGUGUCUUAGGGAUCAUUUCAUAAGUUUUCAAGUCUUUAUAUGAUAUGAGCAGUAUCUAAGCACAAACUCUCACUCAGCAAAUAUUCAUAAUCCAUUCUCUACUUGUGAGAGUUGGUUAAAUAUGUGAUGUUAAAUUAAGACUUCAAAAAGUUUGAGAUGGUCCCUGUUGUAUGAAGCACCACCUAUAUCCAGUGUAGACGUGAUAUGUUUACCUCAUUGAAGAAUCAAUGGUACCUCAGUAGGACUAAAUACUGUGUUGAAUGAAAUGGCUAGGUGAAUUAAUAUACAUUAUUUGUCUUUCUCUGACUAUAAUGAUAUCAAGAAUAAUAGCAACAAUGUUGUAUUAAGUAUGUGUAUAAACCAUUUUGGUCCAAAGAUACAAUGUGAUAAGAGUGAUAUAAGCAUUUAUAACCUAGUCAGCUGAAAUAGGUCACUGUGACACAGUGUUUAAAACAUGAAGAAAUCCAGAGGUGGAUAUGCUAUAUGUUAUAGCAUGCCGAUAUCCUCUUUUGUUGAAAGAGUAUUUUUAUUGUCAUUAUGUUGGGAAAACUAAUGACAUGUCAAACCGUUGCUGGUCACACGACGCAUCCAAGUUGAUGUCCGUCACCUUGUGACAAAUUACAUUGUUUAUAUUGUCACUUUUAUUACACCGUUCACAAUGUAACUUACAUACCUUUUUUUACUGGAAUAUGGUCACAGGAUUUUCAGAUAUUUUCUCUGUCCCUUUGUUGUUUUGUUUGUCGUGAAGAAUAAUAUUUGUGUGAAUGAAGACCAUGAUUUUGUGAGUUUAGUCUGGUUUUAUUGAUGGACAUUUAUUGAGUGAGGAAAUGUUUAACUGGAACUGUAUGAAGAUAUGU
Molecule: messenger RNA, 8050 nt
Organism: Haliotis rubra (blacklip abalone)
Lineage: Eukaryota; Metazoa; Mollusca; Gastropoda; Lepetellida; Haliotidae
Product: low-density lipoprotein receptor-related protein 6-like
Molecular function (GO): protein binding
Source: RefSeq, a predicted model, not a curated record